AUGGGAAUGGCUUUGAAAAAGUUGAUUGAAGGGGCUAUUCAGAGCGCUACUAAGAGUCUUAAUGAUAGGAAAGAGCAACUGGAAUGUCCUGAAACUAAUGGUCAUCCUCAUUGUAAGGCGCUUAAGGAUCAAAUUGCUACAGCCAAUGAACCUGAAAAAUCUAAAAAGAAAUCCGUCUUGAAGAAACAUUAUGAUGAAGUUCAUUACCUUACUGAUGAUGCCAGGGGGAGAGCCUUGGAUGAUAUUGAUGCCCGCCGUAUCUCUCUUGGUAAGCUUGCCGGACAGCUGGGUGGAUUUAUUGGCAAAAGUGACGCUGUUACUAACGCAAUUAAUAAUGCUAUUACCACUAUUAUUGACAGUAAUGAAGACUUCAAAAGCCUUAAAAUGUCUCCGUCUUCGACUGCGCUUUCUUCCGCUGCCGUGUCUGCUGAGCCUAUAAAUGAUGAUGAGCUUGAGAAGGAAAUUCAGCAUUAUGAAGCACUUAAAAAGCCUCUUGAAGAUAAGAAAAGUGGCAAAAAUCCUCCCCUCUCCUCUGAAGAGUCUCGCCUUUUAUCCUCUCAUCAGUCCAAGUUGGAUGCUCUUCAGAGGCUGAAGAGCCUUAAUGAGUCUUUGAGUUCUCUUAAUAAUCAACAAAGUGAUAACUGUAAAAAGCUUUUAGAUAACCUGUGCUCUGGCUUGGAGAAGUUCCUUGGUUACCAAGAAACUUCCAAAGGCUACGACGGCUCCGGCAUCGUGUACUCCGACCUUGACAGGCUAUGCGACGGGGUGAUGGCGUUCUUGCACGGGGUGCUCAGUGGAGUGAAGGAUGAUGAUAACGUUAAGCAUUAUUUUCCUGUUACUGAAAUGGACAAGAUACUUCAAGAAAUUCAAGCAUCUAUGCAUCAAAAAGGUGCGCUCGGGACGUGGGACGGAGAGGUCACGGGGAAGACAGAGAGGGUGAAAGACUAUUUUAAUAAUAUUAAUGCUGUCACUAUAAAGCACUUCAACACUUCACUUAGCGAACUUAGCGGUUGUGGUCCCGGCGAAGUUGCCGACAAAUUGGGUAACUGUUUCAUCCAUGCAGAUGCUAUAUUAAAUGCGUUCAAGCUAGCUGAGUCAUACUAUAGUGACCUAGACCCUAAACUUGGAGAUAAGUUGAAGGAUUCAAUAUAUAAAAUACAUGUGCAGGUAGCGAAGUUCCAUGGAGCGGCGACUAAUACGGAGUUGCGCAACCUUUUGGACUGUAGUGCAAGGCAGUUGAAUGCGAUAAGUGAGUUCGUCGCAAAACGGGCUGCACAACGUUUGAGUGAACUCCAAGCGUAUUUGAGGGAUGAGAUUGGAGUUGUAGAAUCAAAUCUCGACGGAUUACGUUCGAACAAAUUUAAGGAAUUGCAAAAUGCUCUCUACCAGGACCUUCACAAGGCUUUCAAGGAGGUAGAGGGCGGGAUUACAAGUGUUAUAAGUAAGUAUGAUAAUAAGAUUUUCCAGCCGGUUGGAAUUAUCAAGAGCGCUUCGGAUAGUUUCAAAACGGAAAUCAAUGAGACUAGAAUUUCUCUUCAGGAAGCCAUCCAGGUAGUGGAGGGAGAGAUCAGGAAGCUGGAGAAUUUUAGAGAUCUGGAGAGUAUCGGAGCUAGCCUAAAAGGAACGGUACAGUUAUUAAGCGCUAUUAAUAGUGAUCCAUUUGAUCGUGUCAAAAGUAUUUCACUUCACUUGAAACUGGUGUAA
Babesia ovata is the source of this 1704-nucleotide messenger RNA. RefSeq lists its product as uncharacterized. The record is from RefSeq and is a predicted model, not a curated record. Lineage: Eukaryota; Apicomplexa; Aconoidasida; Piroplasmida; Babesiidae. Bases 1 to 1704 code for a protein of 567 amino acids. The transcript has 3 exons.